Prorocentrum cordatum is the source of this 505-nucleotide messenger RNA. The record is from the annotation of a GenBank genome assembly. NCBI's taxonomy places the organism in Eukaryota, Dinophyceae, Prorocentrales, Prorocentraceae.
CUGACACAACAGCUGGGCAAGGUCUGCGUGACCAAGCAGCUGGACAAGGUUUACGUGACCAAACAGCUGGACAAGGUCUACGUGACCACAGAUGCGUUGAACGAGGUCCACGUGGCCACAGGAGUGCAAGACGAGGUCUACGUGACCACAGAGCAGAAGGACGAGGUUCACGUGACCACCGGGCAGAAGGACGAGGUUUAUGUGACCACAGAGCUGAAAGACGAGGUCUACGUGACCACCGACGAGCAGUACGAGGACGAGGUGUACGUUACCACAGACAGGGAGUACGAUGUCUACGUGACCACAGAAAAGGAAUACGAGGUCUACGUGACCACGGACAAGGAGUACGAGGUCUACGUGACCACAUGCAAGCAGGACGGGGUCAAUGUGACCAUGACGGAGCCUGGUGCGGAGUGGCAGGGCAUCGGGCCGAAACCACCAACGUUCGACGGCCAAGAGGAGACGUGGACGGAAUGGACUUUCGUGAUGAGGGCGUACUUGGGAG